AUGGACGUCCUGCUUGCACAAUGUGAACAGCCUUUGGACCCACUCAGCGUUGAUAAUGUACGACAGAAGAACCUCGAGGAGUCUCAAAUUUACCAAAAGAGUCUCUCCGAGCUUCGGCAUCUGGAAGAGAGCCAUAGUUCUAUCUCGUCGGAGACCCGUAGGCAGAGGCAUCAAGAGGAGGAGAAAGCGCGGGAUGCGGACCUACAAUCGGUUGAGGAGCUGCAUCAAGUAUCAACUGCAAGUCCCCCCACGGAGCAAAGUCGAGAGAGUAAAAACCAGGCGGUUCGAAUAUUAAUGGAGCGCGAGACACCUCUCUUACUUUCGGAUAUGGACACCUACGGUCAGCAGUCUAUUAAGAUAGAUCGAUAUAUCAGAAGCACGAAUGAAGUUAGGAGAAAUCUGGUGGACAUUCAUUAUAAACUUGACCCCAAUCGGUUUUACUACUUCACUUUGUGGUCAGAAGAUCAAGCCGAUUCACGCCGCUUUCACAAGAUCAGCAAAAGAACCACGGAUAUUCAUGAUAGUAUUUCUCGACUUUACUACGCCAAUAUCGCCCUCCAGAAUCCGUCUCCUGGGCUACGAUGCUACACAGUAAUCACCGUCUGCGUCGAUGAACAAUGCUCGCCUCUCGCUGUUGGUGCGUGA
This is a messenger RNA of Serendipita indica DSM 11827, 645 nucleotides long. The record is from the annotation of a GenBank genome assembly. NCBI's taxonomy places the organism in Eukaryota, Fungi, Basidiomycota, Agaricomycetes, Sebacinales, Serendipitaceae.